GUGCCGAAAAUCCAUAUAUCUCUGUACUGAAGAGAUUUUCCGGAUGUUAGAUUUAAAACAUAAAAAAAAUACACACAUGCAAUCCAACAACCGAAAGAACACACAAUCUAAUCUUAUCCGAUACAUAAUCUUCUGUGCUGAAAACCCAUGUACCUCAGUGCAGAAGGGGUUUUCUGGACGUUAGAUUUAAAACAUAAAAAUUAAAAAAAACACACAGACACAAUCCAACAAUCGAAAACCCUUCAGCCUUGGCAAAGAGCCAAAAAAAAAUUCGGGACAGAAAAGAUUGUACCCCAUAUUAUCCCUUGUGCGUUGUUCUAUGAAAUUGGAUGAGAAGAGUUGAAAGUAUCUGAAGAAUUCGCUUCAGAAUUUCCGCCUAACAAAAGAAGGUGAAAGAAAUGGACGCAAUGCAACUAGCCGUUCCCGUACUGGGAAUUGUAGCAGUUGCUGCUGUUACCUUCUAUGCAGUCAGCUUCGCUGAGCUCAGAGAGAAAUCAUUGCAAGAUUUAUUUGAUUCGGAAGAAGAUGAGAAUGGAGGAGGAGGAUACAAGCCAUAUGAGAGCUCAAGAGAGAGGCGUGCUAGAAGAAAGGCUGAAAAACAGUCCAAGGAGCCUUGACCGUUCAUUACAAGGCUUCUUUUGUUCCGCUCCUAUGUAAGGCACCCGAAUUCGAUUGUACCCAUGUUCCGAUGUACUUUCAAAUUUACAGGAUCGUGUUUUGAGAUUUUCCCGUUUCAAUUCCAGUGUAUUUUUAAUAAAUUACAGGAUUACGUUC
Messenger RNA from Rhododendron vialii, 774 nucleotides. RefSeq lists its product as uncharacterized. The record is from RefSeq and is a predicted model, not a curated record. The transcript is spliced from 2 exons. Lineage: Eukaryota; Viridiplantae; Streptophyta; Magnoliopsida; Ericales; Ericaceae. The coding region runs from base 399 to 617 and encodes 72 amino acids.